Messenger RNA from Grosmannia clavigera kw1407, 2193 nucleotides. RefSeq lists its product as uncharacterized. Gene Ontology annotation, biological process: regulation of DNA-templated transcription. Gene Ontology annotation, molecular function: zinc ion binding; DNA-binding transcription factor activity, RNA polymerase II-specific. The record is from RefSeq and is a predicted model, not a curated record. NCBI's taxonomy places the organism in Eukaryota, Fungi, Ascomycota, Sordariomycetes, Ophiostomatales, Ophiostomataceae. The transcript has a single exon. Bases 1 to 2193 code for a protein of 730 amino acids.
AUGGCUCAACAACGCAGUUUCAGCAGCUCCCAGAGCCCCCACAGCUCUACGCCUGCUUCUACUCCCGGUGUCGCUUGUGGCGUCACUCCCAUGGCCACCACAACCUUUUCCAUCUUCCAGGAGGGUCCGGGUCAGCCGCUCGUGUUCGCCCCGCCUAUGGGCACCCCGGAACUCCAGGCUCUAGUCGAUCUCUUCAUCGCCCUUGAUAUCCCCGUCUCCAUGAAGAUGGAGAUGAUCCAGCGCGACUUUGAGUCUCACACCCAGCGAACAAACGAGCGGUACAAGACAUACAUCGUCCCCACUGCCUCCAUCACCACGUCGUCGGGCUUCACUGCGAGCCCCAGCCCGGUUUUUCCCAACGCUGUCGAGCCGACAUACCAGUCGGGCUCCGCGUCCGGAGGCAGUGGCAGUGGAAGCGGCAGCGGAAGCAGCAAUUCGUUCCUGGAGAUAGCUCCGGCAUCGGGACCGCCGCCUAAUGACUUGGAGCUGGCCAAUUCUCUCUUCUCGCUCCCCCUGUUCCCAGCCCCAGCGCAGUUCACCGGCGACUAUCCUAUGGCCACCAUGGCCGCUAUGGCCGGACCUGUGCUUUCACCCGCCGCUCCGACCUGGACUCCUUCCGCAGCAGUACAUGCGCCCUCGCGUGUGACCGCUUCUUGGCAGCCCACGCAGCGGCAGCACCAGCAGCACCAGCAACACCAGCAACGACGAUGGCAACGACAGCACCACCGACCGAGCCGACUUCCCGACAACAGCAUGCAGAUCGUCACGCGAGAUGGUGAGGACGUUACCCAUAUGACCAGCCGUUCUACGCGCACCCGCGAGGAGAGAGAAAACACCAAAAUCGUUCGGCAGCGCGGUGCUUGCGCUGACUGUCGGCGCAAGAAGACGCGAUGCGACCCGAGCCACCAUAUGGGCACUGUCCAAGACAGCACAAGCAGCACGAACCGCACAGCUCCUUAUGCCGUUCCAGCGCAGUCGGGCCGUGCAAAGGAGGAGGCGAACGCGGCGCAGGCUGCCCAGGCCGCAAAGGACAAGGUAGAGGGCAAGAGACCAGUGACCAUUGCAGAUCCGGUGAUCAUGGCUCCGCAGACGCCGAGCGCCUUUUUGUCCGAACCCGCCAGAGAUCCGGCCACUACCGUUGUCGACGACAUCAAUACACUGGGAUGGGACAUGCUCCGAGACUCUUUCGAUUGGGCCCAGCUGUCUGACCAAGGCCGUCUGUUCACCGAAGUGGAGCUUGACCUGGAACUCGCCACCUCCCUGAACGAAGGCUUCCCUGCAGCAUUCUCCCCGGCUCACUUCUCCAACCAGGCCACGGCCACUGGCCUGGCCCAGAGCUCGUACGGUACCUUGGUCCAGCCCCAAUCCCUUACCCGGCAAUUGAUCGGUCAACAACGACCACAACAACAAACCCAAGGAGCUUUGGCUUCUGGUACUGAGACUCACUUCGGCGACGAACUAGCAGGCUUGUCGGAAGUUAUUGUCUCGCCUUCUAUCCCCCACGACGUGCCUCUGGAUCCCUCUACCCCUGCUCGAUGCAGUCUUGGCGAGGAGGGCGUUUCCACAAUGUCGUCUGCACUCUUAUUUAGUGCCACCGACAUGACGGCAGCCGCUGGCUUGGAAGAGUCUCAAACCUCUCGCAUCGUGGAGAGAGACGCAGCGACAGGCCAAGAUGGGGAUGAAGACGGCCGAAAUCAACACCACGGUGGCCCUGGCUGCGACGGCUGCGAUGGAUGUGAUGGGUGCGAUGGAUGCGACGGAUGCGACGGAUGCGAUGGGUGCGAUGGGUGCGAUGGACUUGCGGGCUGCGAUGGCGGCUCCAGUCUCAACUCCGUAUCAGUUGCCAGCGGUUCUGUUACUGAGACCUCCCUGAACGACAGCCACACAGCAACAUAUGCUGUGCAGCCGUCACAGAGGAGGAGAGUCAGUAGCAGACUAGCAGCCAGGGCUGAGUCGGAGAGGCACGGUGGUACAUCAAUCGGGCAGACUCCUGUUGCAGCCAGUGCCACAGAGGUUGUUUCCAGGCCUUUGGACGCUGUGGCCUUGUGUGCUGGCUUGUCCACACUGAUGACGUCGCUGAUUCCGUCUUUGCUCAUCUGGCGCGCAUCUCAGGCUUCCCGUGGCUCUGUGUCGGAGGUCACAUACGGCGUGGAGAGACUGUUUGUGGGCUCUUCGUCCGUCAUUUGCCAAUAG